Messenger RNA from Spodoptera littoralis (African cotton leafworm), 985 nucleotides. Lineage: Eukaryota; Metazoa; Arthropoda; Insecta; Lepidoptera; Noctuidae. The record is from the annotation of a GenBank genome assembly.
GAUUAUGAAUAUGGAGAGGAUAGACAUCACCCAACCUCUUUGGGACCAGAGUACCUUUAUGGGAAGAUUCAGGCAUUUCGCCUUCAUUUCCAACCCAUUGCUGUCUCUAGCUUCAGAGGAAGAAUUGCACCAGGCAAAGGAUCUGUAUUUGAAGUACAAAUCAGGUACAGAACCGGCAGGCACAAAAUACGAGCAGCUGGUUCGAGCGAAGCAGCUAUAUGAAUCAGCGUUCCACCCUGACAGUGGUGAGCUGCAGAAUGUGUUCGGCAGGAUGUCAUUCCAGAUGCCUGGAGGCUGUCUUAUUACUGGAGCCAUGUUGCAAUGGUAUAGAACACCAGUAGCAGUAGUCUUCUGGCAGUGGGUGAACCAGUCGUUCAAUGCUUUAGUGAAUUACACCAACCGGAAUGCGAACUCCCCCCUCACGACUACACAGAUGGGAGUGGCGUACCUGUCCGCCACGUCAGCCGCAAUGACAACCGCGCUGAUCUUCAAGUUCAGCGUCCAGAAACGCGCCAAGAAUCCUAUUUUGGCUCGCUUCGUGCCUUUCGUAGCUGUGGCGGCCGCCAACUGGGUGAACAUCCCAUUAAUGAGACAGAACGAGAUCCUCUUAGGCUUGGAUGUAACUGAUGAGAAUGGUAAAGUGAUCGGCAAGUCUCAAUUAGCGCCCGUGAAAGGAAUCUCUCAAGUCGUCACUUCAAGGAUCGUGAUGUGUGCCCCGGGCAUGUUACUGCUGCCGGUGAUAAUGGAGCGCCUGGAGCCCAAGCCUUGGAUGCAGCGCAUCCGCUGGGCGCAUAUCGGCAUACAGACUGCCAUCGUCGGCAUGUUCCUAACAUUCAUGGUGCCGACAGCGUGUGCAAUCUUCCCACAGAGAUGCAAACUCUCAAUAGACACAAUCAAACGAUUCGAAAAGGACAACUACGAACAAAUACUUAAGAACACGGACGGAAAGCCGCCGGAAUACGUGUACUUCAAUAAGGGACUGUAA